Messenger RNA from Daphnia magna, 1834 nucleotides. Its product is annotated as alpha-taxilin. Lineage: Eukaryota; Metazoa; Arthropoda; Branchiopoda; Diplostraca; Daphniidae. The record is from RefSeq and is a predicted model, not a curated record. Gene Ontology annotation, molecular function: syntaxin binding. Bases 343 to 1800 code for a protein of 485 amino acids. The transcript is spliced from 5 exons.
UUAAAAUGCCAGACCGACCAGACUCGAAAGUUGAAACUGUUCAGUUCGCGGGGAAAGGAGCUAUUUUCCCGGACACGGACGUCCGGCCCUUGCCUUACAGCAGAGAAAGACAACCAACCGGCUGUUAUUAGCAGUAUUACUAUUUCGAGAGACCUCCAAAACGUUCAUGAAAAUUCUUGGGCUGGGCUGGCGGUUUCUUUUUUCUUUCAGUUACCAACAAAAAGCUUUAUUCCAUUUUUAGAGGUUUAAGACUCAAUGACUAGAAGAUAUUUUCGUGAGGUUUAACGUGUUUUAAAAGAUCCUGCUACCCGUAUUCAAAGUGGAAAGUUGAAAAUAGAAACAAUGAGUGGUUCUAAAUCUGAAGAAAUAACCGAAGAGCUUGCAAGUGUGUUGAAAACUUGCGGAGAGAAAAAUGAAAAAAGCAAAUCUCGUAAGAAAGAAAUGCGAAGUGUGGAAGUACUCUUGAAAUCAAUGAACAAUUUAUCAUUUGAAGAAAAAUUGAAGGUAUUUACUCAUAAAUAUGCUGAAUUACUGGAAGAAAAUGGGGCAAAUCUUUCUAACCUGAAAGUCUAUGAAAAACAUAUUCAAGUUUUACAGAAGGAAAAAGAACAGCUACAGAUGGAAAAUGGAAAGUCUCUAUUAGCUCGUUCAAGGUUAGAAGAACUUUGCCGUGAACUACAGAGGCAAAAUAAGAUUAUUAAAGAAGAGAGUAUGGUGCGUGUACGUGAAGAAGAAGAACGCAGAAAGGAAGUAUCUGCCAAAUUUCAAACAACACUUGCUGAAGUUUCAGCCCUGCUUCAGCAGAACAAUGAUAAGAAUCAGAAACUUAGAGAAGAAAACAGUGAAAUGGCUGCAAAACUGCAAAUGCUAUGUGACCAAUAUAGCUUGAGAGAACAACAUUUGGAGAAAUUGGGAAAACAAUAUGACAUAGAACGACAACUAAACGAAGCUAAACUUGCAAAAAUCCGAAUGGAUUCUGCAGAAGCAAAGGAAAAAAUGCUGAAAGAAAAACAAAUACUAUUACUUGAUCUGACUGAAUAUCAAAAGAAAUGCCAGGUGAUGCAGGAAGAAGAAGUUGCCUUACGUCACCAGUUAUCAAUGUACACGGACAAGUACGAUGAUUUUCAAAAGGCCUUAAAAGCUAGCAAUCAACAGUUUAAUGGCUUCAAAGGGCAAAUGGACGAAAUGACUAAAAAGCUCAAAAGCUUGGAAAAAGAAACUGCUCUGUGGAAGCAGCGUUGGGAGAAAAGUAACUGUUUACUUACUGAAAUGGCACUUGAAAAGAAGCAAAGAGAUUCCGAGCUUCUAAAUACCACAAAACAGUUGGCACAACUUGAGAAACUCUGUAGAGCAAUGCAAACAGAAAGGGCCUCUUUAAUUGCAGAAAUAAAGUCUAGUAAAAUGAGCCCAGCAGCCCAGCUCGAAGCUUCUCCAAGUAAUGAAAAUAGUCAUUCACGAAACAUUUCGACAGCAAGCCCUAAAAUGUUGGAUUUAGAUCUCGUCGAGCAACCUUGCAGAAACGUCGGCACAAGUGUAUGUCACGGAAAUGGCGAAAAAAAAAUAGAAAACGCGCAGGAAGUUGAGACAAAUGUUCCGCCACCCGUUUCUUGUGACGUUACCUGUGAAUCGCUGGAAGUUCAAAAUUCGACGGAGUCAACAGGAUGUUCCGCAGAUGCGUCUUUCGAAAAUAGCGUUUUAAAUCACUCGAAAUCUCCAGUGCAACCGCCUUCAUCAUCGGAAACUACUGAAGCGAGAGCUACUGCGGAUUCUUCUUCUCAGGAUUCUGUUGGUUUUAACUAGUCAUGGACAGAACAAAAUACAAUACUUAUGAGUU